Messenger RNA from Halichondria panicea, 5687 nucleotides. RefSeq lists its product as uncharacterized. Gene Ontology annotation, molecular function: nucleic acid binding; zinc ion binding. NCBI's taxonomy places the organism in Eukaryota, Metazoa, Porifera, Demospongiae, Suberitida, Halichondriidae. The transcript has 3 exons. The coding region runs from base 3564 to 5681 and encodes 705 amino acids. The record is from RefSeq and is a predicted model, not a curated record.
ACAUCCCUUCAGCAACAGUACUGUAAAAUAUCUUGGCAGAUAACGAUGUGCCCCAUCUUUGUUAACAAUACAUAUGCAAGGGUUUUGAACCGAAAAUAAACAACUGUUAAAAAUAAUGGUAGGUAUAUCAUCCAUUUUUCUCCAUCUUCACAGCACUCGUCAACAGUUUUCAAACAGCUAAUACUUCUCGUUCAACAACGUAUGCAAAUUAUCAUCCAUUUCAUCUGUGAGAUGAUAAAGCUAUAACUAUUCGAUAAAUAGAUACAUAUAUACACCAAGUACCAAGCACGUACUUAAAAAAAUUUUCUACUGCAUGAAUAUGACUAGUAUACUGUCAUAAUAAUAUUAACACUCUAGCUACAAAUCAAUACAGGUAAGGUAGAUGUAGCCACCUCAGGUGAAUUAAGGACUGGGUCCUUUAAUUAUUGCUGAUUCAGCUAAAACGAAGCUCCGCCCACGCUUUUUACCAGCAAUUGUGCAUAAAAAUGGAUCUCAAACUGCUUAAAUCUUUAGCUCUAAUUCCGGAGUCCUAAACGCUCCUUGAAGCACUUACUUUUUAGUGUAGUAGUUAGUUCUAAGGCUAGUACACACAGUAAUAUUCGGAAGGAGCCGUCUGCACUACGUAGAGUAAGUUAUUAGCUUUUACAUGUAAAAAAUUAAGUUAGAAAACUAUGUUUUAUAGAAUAUCUCACCUUUAGUUGAAGGAGCGAAUAUUACUGUUUGUACUAGCCUUAGAACUAGCUACUACACUAAAAAGUAAGUGCUUCAAGGAGCGUUUAGGACUCCGGAAUUAGAGCUAAAGAUUUAAGCAGUUUGAGAUCCAUUUUUAUGCACAAUUGCUGGUAAAAAGCGUGGGCGGAGCUUCGUUUUAGCUGAAUCAGCAAUAAUUGAAGGACCCAGUCCUUAAUUCACUUGAGACGUAGGUAUGCUUGUAACUUCAAGUAGUAGUACAUCUAUAUCUUGAUCUUCAAGGCUACCUAUAUCCAUACUCAUAUCCUCCAUAGAACUACUUGGCUUUCUCUUUACUGCAUCGAGAUGGUCGAGCACGUUUAAGACCCUUCUUGACAGGAGCAGGAGACGAACUAUCAACAGCCCUUGCAGCCAUGCUUAGCACUUUUUUACCCGGGAAAGAAGGCUGUAAAUUCUUAGUAUCUCUGUGUACAUCCAACAUCCAAGCCCACAUCCAAGGUGCACGGAUAGCUAUAUUUAGUAUAUCCGGUAUUAGCAUACGGUUUUUGCUCGCACGUAGGACUAAUAGGACUAAUAGUAGGUUACCUCUUUGCAAACAUAGCAAGACGUUAGCUAUUGGUAAUUUUGUAAUCGGCGCAAAAGGAUCUCGACAUCGUCUUUAGUGUUAGUGGAUCGUUCUGGUGUGAUUCAUUUGGCGGAAAUUGAGUACUUUCUGGAGUGUACAUGUAUGGUUGGUUGGCAUCCGUGCAAGUUGUGGUAUGGUAAUCCUGUUCAGGUUUGGACAACUGUCAAGUCACCAAGCAUAAAAUCUCGUGUAGUCUAUUCCAGAUGCAUUGAAACAUUUGGUAAUUUAUCGGUGUAUGUUGUAGCACCAUUGCUUCGAAUUAAAUAACAUUACUUUUUAUCGUGCAUUAUAAUUAUGUUGUGCUAUUAUUAAAACAUUGUGAAACAUAAUUAUGUAUAGUACAAUUAUCGAUCAGAUCACAAUAUAAAUUCAUGGAGCAUGACAUAGUGGUGGAUCGUCAGAUUGAUUUUGCUUCCAUUGCCAUACGUACCAUCACCCCACCUCUUGAUCCACCUUCAAUAUAACUACCAUUCUGCACAUUACCAUUCUGCACAUUUCAAGUAUCCUUUUCUCAGUGCCUUUUCUUGUACAUUUUGCUGAUAUUGUUUGUUUCGAUUUUUCCAUGGGUUGUUUUCACGAUAACGUUUUCGCGUUUUCCUGGUCUGUUCAGCUGUUCUUGGUUCCUAAGAGUAAAUGGAUACUAAUGAUACACAUAUCACAGGGCCAGAUGUCCUAGUGUACAGUAGUGUACAAUUUUGUAAAUGGGGCAUAGCACUAUGCAGUGUACAUAGCCUUGUCUGAUAUGUGGAGUGUUCUGCACUGAACACUUGAAGAAAUCUACACAUAGUUUACAAUGACAUAUGAAGUUUACAAUUGUUUACAAUGAUCUGUAGACUCAGCACUGUAGACUCAGCAUGCAGGCUUGAGCUCAAUUCAAAGUUCUUGGUUCCUACAUAAGCAUAAUAUAUAAGUAUAGCGUAUACAUGUAAAAUAAUCAACCACAACUAUUAUAAGCAGCAAACUCUCAACACAACACUCUCAACACAACACACACACAUUCAUUCCUGCCUACAAGACUGCCUACAAGACCGCCAUGAGGCAAGAUCGCCGGUCAGAAACACAACACACAAUUCCUGCCUACAAGACCGCCGUGAGGCAAGAUCGCCGGUCAGGAAACACUCAAACACAACACACACAUUCCUGCCUACAAGACAAGACCGCCGUGAGGCAAGAUCGCCGACACAUUCCUGCAGCUAGCUAGCUAACUAUUUUCAAUAGAGGGCUCAAUAAUAUGAUAUGCGACUUAUAUCAGUAUCUAGAUAUUAGACACUGUACUGAACUGGGAUUCCACUAAAUACUGAUUGGUUGCCAUCAAAUCUCAAUCUGGGGUCAGAGGUCGCAUGUGAACAGAUAUGAAUUAAAGCGCAUCAAGAUUUGUAUUUUGCUACUUCAGAUCAUGAGCAGCCCAUCUAAAGACCCAGGAUCAUCUGAUCACUGCUUCAAUAUUUUGAUGAGCAAGGGAUAUGACCAUCAAGACGCAGAAAUGAUGAGUAUGUAUUUAAUGGCCCCUUCAUUGUUGCCCUCUCCCCUCUCCUCUCCCUGAAUCCUUAGCAGGCACUAAGUUGAAUAUUACAGAUCAUACAUUCACUGAUCAGACUCCUCCACAAAGCAUUCAAGGCCAAAAGUUCAAGGCCAAAAGAUCAAGUGUCACCUUGUAGAGGACAGCGGUCUAUAAAGUCAAAGCAAAGAAGACGACAACAAUACCAAAAUAAAAAGAAGGCAAUAGUGGCAGCACAAAAGCGUGAUUCUUUUUGAAAACAACUUGUGUAAACGAUGGAAAAAAAGGGAAGAAUUUAGCCAGCAAAUUGAAGGACUAGAAACAGCAGAAAAAAGAAUGAACAUGUUCUUGCAAAACAAAUUUAUGCAGGUGUUGGAAAUUAUGUUAUCUUACUAGUUAUUGUGUCACCUUAUUGUGUCACUACACACACUACACAUUAUGUCAUCAGUAUUGUAAUCACAUGAUCAGACACAUGUUGUGAGAAAUGAAUGAAAGAUGAACAAGAGUCAAUCUAAUUGAAUCCUGUAGUAUAACGAAAAUAAUAACAGUUUGAACGGUUAAGUAAGAGUGAAUUCUGAUUAUUUACAUGGUCCUUCGAACCGGAUUGGAAUCGGAAGUCUAAAAGCAAGUUUGCGAAGACUACUCAACGGAUCACUCUACUGUCCUAAUUGGUGCCCACGAAAGUGUGCAAGAACAAGUUGCGAAGACUACUCAACGGAUUACUCUGCUGUCUGCGCACAUAAGUGUGCAAUGACCGACACAGAAGUCUCAACAAGGAAGAGAAGAAUACGCGCUGGCCACAAGGCGUCGGCCACGCGCACUCUGGGUCAACUGGCUGUUGCUCUUGGAGAAACACACCCAAACCCAGAUCGACUGUCUCUACUUCAGCAGACCCUCGAACAAAAGUUGGAAACACUAAAGGGAUUAGAUACUGAGAUUAUUGAACUUACCCCAGAGGAAACCCUUGAUGAUGAAAUCCAACAAGCCGAUGACUAUCGGGAGCGAAUAUAUGAAGCCUUGACACGAAUCAAAAGAGCUGAACCUACUGCUACAGCACCAGGGAUUGUCCCACCUACGGCCACUCGAGGUCCUGAACGAGGGGCGAGAGUUCAACUGCCCAAACUAACACUUCCACACUUUAAUGGUGACCUGAUGAAAUGGCCAACCUUUUGGGACUCAUAUGAGUCCGCUAUUCACAAUAACGAUGGGCUAACAGACACGGACAAGUUCAAUUAUCUGAGGUCCCUGGUGGAACGAACUGCGUAUGAUGCCAUUUCCGGACUCACCCUGUCGUCCGUUAACUAUCAAGAAGCGAUUGAGAUCCUGCAGAAAAGGUUUGGCAAUAAACUACUGAUAAUCUCGAAGCAUAUGGAGACACUGUUGACGGUGGAGGCUGUGACAUCAGACCAGAACCUGAAGGAUCUGCGACGACUCUACGACAGCACCGAAUCACACAUGAGAAGUUUGAAGUCCCUAGGAGUGGAAUCAGAAUCGUAUGGGGCUAUGCUCUCCUCUGUGCUGCUAACCAAGCUACCUACCGAUCUACGUCUCAUUGUCAGCCGUAAGGUCGCAUCCACAGAUUUGAACAUGGAUAGCUUACUUAAACCCUUCGAAGAAGAACUGGUCGCUAGAGAGAGAGCUUCCAACUCCAACUCCAACUCCUUCCAUACACCACCACGCCGAAAUCAAGAUCGAGGCCGUCAAACUUCCUCUGCCCUAUUGUCAAGGGCGCAGGAACCAAGAGCUGGAGUAAGUUGUAGCUACUGCCAGCAAUCCCACCCGUCGACCGACUGCAAGACUGUAAUCAGCCUCACCGCUCGCAAACAAACUUUGAGAGAUAGUGGUCGUUGCUUCAACUGCUUACGCAAGGGCCACAUGGGCCGCAAUUGUCGAUCCACAAGCAAGUGCCUAAAAUGCAAGGGACGGCAUCACACGUCAAUUUGUGAACGAGAAGUCGCUGAGCUGAAUCCUCGACCCCACACAGUACAACCUGAAACAACGCUGAGUCCCGAUGCAACCCCGUACACACCUACUUUGGCCAACAACGCUUUAUGCUCUGACAAAGGAAAUGCCAUCCUAUUACAGACCGCUCGUAGUAUCGUGCACAACCCUGCGAAAUCGGAGACCUCGAUUGAAGUUCGACUCUUAUUCGACAGCGGCAGCCAGAAGUCCUACAUCACUGAACGAGCCAAGAAUCUGCUGGCAUUGGAGCCUAGUGGAGAACAACUUCUUUCCAUUGCUACCUUUGGAUCCAACCGAGAACAAGCGAAGGUAUGUACGAUUGUGAAUGUGGGAAUGUGCUUGAAAGGAUAUCCACCCAUGUCGUUGUCACUGUAUGUUGUCCCAACCAUAUGUGGACCCUUAGUUGGUCAGCACAUUACUACUUGUUUUGAGAAUACCCAACAAUUUAUGGGACUAGAUUUUGCCGAUUAUUCCGAUGGGAGGUCCAGUCUAGAGGUUGAUGUCCUUAUCGGCUCCGAUUAUUACUGGGACCUAGUAACGGGAAGUGUAUGUAGGAGUGAAGGUGGACCUACCGCCAUUCACACCAAAUUAGGAUGGGUACUGUCUGGCCCUACACCAGCAAAAGACCAAGCCCAAUGCUCGAUGAAUCUGACGACCACACAUGUACUCAGAGCCGAAACCCAGGAACUUGAGUCCACGGCGCUGGACGAGCAGUUACGAUCAUUCUGGGAGCUCAAGUCGUUAGGCAUAAACAAGGAAGAAAAGACCCUGUACGAUGAAUUUGCUAGCGACAUCACCUUCCACGAGGGACGGUACAAGGUGUCGCUCCCAUGGAAGGAGUUCCACGAUCCUCUACCGGACAACUACCAACUAAGCCUCAAACGAAUGCGAGGAAUGCUAUGCUGACUCCGG